UAUUGCUUUCAGUUUUUGAAUUGCAGACGGAAAUCUGAUGAUAGUAUGAAAACAGAAAACUUUAAACACGAUGAAUGAAAUUAGAUACCUUUUAUAUGAAUUUUCAAUAUCACAUCAUAUUUAGAGUAAUGACUUCACAUUGAGAUUAAUUUAUAGCAUGUAGAUUUGAAGUAUGGAGGGAAACGAAGGGGUGUCAAUAUUAAAACAUAUUGUACAAGACAAACACUUUAUAGCAGUAUUUGCUUUUGUGAUUUUUCUGUCUAGUUCUCUUGUUAUUAUAGCUGAUGCCGUAAGUGGAUUGACUGUUUUUUCCAGUUUUGCUGUGGGAUGCAUGGGCACCCACUUUUUAAUGAGGAAAAGAGAUCGAGUACCAAAUUUCAUUUCAACUUUCAAGAGACAAAGAAAAGAAACUUUAAGUUCUAAGCUGCGAACAGUGUGUUCUCGUUGUGGCAUUAUUGAUUGCAAGCGUCACUGUCCAGAACUUAAUGUUUAUACUGCAAAACCUUGGAUGAAUUUGAAAGUUCCAAAGGAAGUGGAUCAAGCUCUGGAAGAAAUUUUAGAACUUGUGAUUGAAAAGCACAUUUACUCUUGGUACAGUGCACUCAGCAAAGAUGAAGAUUUUGUUCAGGAAAUAAGAGUAUCUUUAAGAUUCCUGUUUUCUAGUCUUUUAAGGAGAGCUUUGCAGGUUGAUAUUGUGAAACUUAUAACAGAGAAGGCUGCCAAUGCUCUUUGCAAGCAUUUGGAUUGCUAUCUUCAAGCGAAGAAAUAUCAUAAGCCGAAUUUCCGCAUGGAAGAGACUGUACUUUGCUUCCUUGGAGAUAAGUUGCAUCCUGCCCUACAUAAUCGUCAAUCGGAACUCAAUUAUUUGAGAGAACUCACUUCCAAUCUUCUACCUUUCAUUGUUCAACAAAAAUAUUUAAAUUGCCGGACAGCAACUUCCUUAGUGCGUGAAAUUUUUUGUGGUAUUGUCUUUUUACCUGUCAUGGAUAUUAUUGCUGAUCCAGAUGUUAUAAAUCAUUUAUUGAUCUUGUUUUUUGACAAAACUCCAAUGUCAGAUCUCCCUGACAGUGAUUUACCAAAAGUGGAGUUUCUAUCUGAUUUUGUCUCCUCUCAUUUUUCCAAUAAACGUCCUGUUCUGUAUACUGAUUUUCAAACUAUUCUAGAAGAUCAAAGGUUAUUAUAUGUGUUCAUGCAAUUUUUAAAAGAAGAAUCUUCCCUAAAUGUUCUUCAAUUCCAUUUAAGUGUUGAUGAAUUCAAUACAAGAAUUUUAAAUCCGGAUUUAACAAAAGAAGAACUGGAAGCACUACAUUUGCAAGCUCAACAAAUGUACAACACUUAUUUUGCUCCACAUGCUUUAGAUAGAAUAAAUUUUGAUGAUGAAAUUGUUCAAGAAAUAAAAAAUAUUAUAUCAGGUCCUGCAGAAAAUGUAAUAAAGCUUCGAACAACAACACCUUUAUUUAGAGCCUAUGAACAUGCUUACAGGUUACUGGAAAAUGUUUAUUGUCCAAUGUUCUUGCAAAGUGAAAAAUAUUUCAGUUUGCUUUGUGGAGAAAGAUCCAGUAGUUCUGGUGCAAAAGGAUCUGGAAAGAGCAACAGAAAAGGAAAUUCUAAUCCAUCUGCUAUGUCCAAGUUAGGAACUAAAAUAAAAGGUGUUUUUAUCACACAUGUUGAUGAUGGUCAGAUUUGUGAAGAAGAAUCUGGUAUUGAUUUAGCUGAAGCAUUAUUUACAGAUGUCCCUACCUCUGCUGAAGAUGAAGUGGAUGCUUACACAAUGGAGGAUGACCCUCGUCUCAAGAAAUUGACUGCAUGGCGAGUAUUCAUUCCACAGGUCAUGAUGCGAAUGGACCAGAAUUGCAAAUACUACCAUACUUUUCGCAUUGAAGUGCAAAGGAUUGAUGUCCGAGAUCAGGAUGAUCCUGCUGAUUUGCACUGGUCAGUUGAAAGGCGUUAUAAUGAGUUUUAUGUUUUGGAGGCUAAGUUAACUGAAUUUCAUGGAGAACUUUCUGUACAGUUACCACCAAAACGCUCCCAGCAACACAAGGGUCUAACUUAUUUGGAAAGCAAGAGGCCAGAAUUUGAGCGUUAUCUUCAAACACUUUUAACGUUGCCUGCAUUACAAGGAAGUGAACUACUCUUUCAAUUCUUGAAAUCUCCAACACCAUUUACAACAAGUUUUUUGCCUGACAUUAAGCUUGGUAAGAUGAUUAAAACAGUUCCCAUGAAAUUAAUGAAAGAGAAAGGACAACAUUUAAUUCCUUUCUUGCAAGCUUUCAUAGCUUCUACAGAAGCUGCUAAACCAAAGCCAAGUAAAGAUAUCUUGAAAGAUAUAUAUGAAAAUGCAACUUCCAGUUUAGAGGAAAAGCUGGUGUCUGGCUUAUUUCGAGAUAAUUUUGCUAGUUUAACUGGCAAGAAAGAAAAAUAUAUUGGAGGAUCUGUUAUCUCUGUUAUUGAUUUGAAAGAAAUUUAUGAUUAUAUUGUAUUUAUAGCUGUUGAAGUUGUGCAUGUUCCUGAUUUUGUGAUUAAGCUACUGUCUACCUGUGAUAUUUUACUGAGACAAACACUGCAAGCUGGUGUGGAGUGGUAUCUUGAUGUCAAAUUACAGCAAGCUUUCAAACCUCAAAGAUUAGCUGAAUUACUUAAUUUGUUAAGGGAUGCUCUCUUUUUUGAAGAUGAUCCACCGAGAACUCGGAGGCAGAAAGCUGAAAGAGCGAGGCAGGCAUUGAGGCAAACCAAAGAUUUUUUUCCUAACUUUAUGAUGACCAAAAAGUUUGAUGAAAGUUUAAAUUUGAUGUUUGAUAUUUUGCAAUGCCCUCUACUUAAUAAACAGAUUUCAUAUGUGCUGUUAGAUAUUUUGGCAGUGGAGCUGUUUCCAGAACUUCUUGAAAUGCACAGAACAGAUUCGACAUCGCUCACAGAUUGAAUGCUGUGCUGUAUUCCUAAGCUUCUAUUCAGAUAUAGGAUCAGACUACAUUCCAAUGACUUGCUUUACUAGUCUUUUUGAGUGUUACACAAGUAAACAUUUUAAAGUUUGGAUGUUAUAUUUAUUGCAGUGUUGAUUGUCAUUAAAUUAUUCUAUCACUUUC
This is a messenger RNA of Argiope bruennichi, 3083 nucleotides long. Its product is annotated as sorting nexin-14-like. Gene Ontology annotation, molecular function: phosphatidylinositol binding. Lineage: Eukaryota; Metazoa; Arthropoda; Arachnida; Araneae; Araneidae. Gene Ontology annotation, cellular component: late endosome. The transcript is spliced from 29 exons. Gene Ontology annotation, biological process: autophagosome maturation. The record is from RefSeq and is a predicted model, not a curated record. The coding region runs from base 173 to 2920 and encodes 915 amino acids.